Messenger RNA from Parastagonospora nodorum SN15, 897 nucleotides. RefSeq lists its product as hypothetical. The transcript has a single exon. The coding region runs from base 1 to 897 and encodes 298 amino acids. The record is from RefSeq and is a predicted model, not a curated record. NCBI's taxonomy places the organism in Eukaryota, Fungi, Ascomycota, Dothideomycetes, Pleosporales, Phaeosphaeriaceae.
AUGCCCAUGCUCUGUAAACACUCGUCGCUGUGGCUCUCGUCCUAUACCAGCCUCAGCCCGCUCUACUAUAGCCAGCUGCCCUCCGCUGCUCCACCUCAAUCAUGCCGUCAUAGACAGAAGCGGUGCUAUGCCCACCACGCCCACCUCCCACCGCACCACCCCCAGGACCCCGAGCUGCUGCAGUGGCCCGAGGCCGUCAAGCCGCACAGGACCCCGACGCCGUAUCAAAUUCUGAAAUGUCGCCAGGGCGAGCUGUACACGAAGCAGCGCUUUUAUGCGCUCGUGAAGCUGUACCACCCCGACCGAUGCCAGGCCUCGCCUAUUGCACAUCUGCCGCUGCACGUCCGUCUGGAGCGCUACCGCAUGCUGGUCGCCGCCCACGAUAUUCUCUCUGAUAUGGAGAAGCGCAAGGCAUACGACACCUGGGGCCACGGCUGGGCUGGCCACCACCGCACGCCCUCGUCGCCCGCCCGCCAGGAAUGGGACUUCGACCGCCGCCGCUGGGCUACGGAUCCUCGCAGCAAUGCCACCUGGGAGGACUGGGAGCGCUGGCGCCACGACAACGAGGGCGCGCCAGACCCGGACGGCCGGACCAUACAGCUAUCCAACUUCGCCUUCAUGUCGCUCAUCUUCGCCUUCAUAAGCAUCGGCGGCGUCGUGCAGGGCACGCGCUUCAGCACCUUCAACAGCUCCGUCAUCGAGCGCCGCGACCAGAUACACCGCGAGGCCAGCACCACGCUGCAGCGCAGCCACAAUGCCACCAUGGGCGGCGACCGGGACGAGCGGAUACGGACCUUCCUAGACCACCGGGAAGCGCAACUUGCAGGCGAAGUCUCGUAUCAGCGCUUACUCCCGCCGGCAGAAACCUGCGCGCCUGAUACAGCACGAAGGCAAUAG